Molecule: messenger RNA, 501 nt
Organism: Dentiscutata heterogama
Lineage: Eukaryota; Fungi; Glomeromycota; Glomeromycetes; Diversisporales; Gigasporaceae
Source: the annotation of a GenBank genome assembly
AUGGCGACUUUUGAGAGUAAACCCAAAGGAAUUCUUAAAAAACCAUCCAUAAACUUUCAACAGAAAAACAGGCUAAAAUGGGAUGAAGACAACAUUCAACUUACUGAAAGCCAGAAGAACUCUACAAUGAAAAUUACCGAACCUAAAACUCCUUACAUUCAUUACAAUCAAGAAACUGAUGAAAUCAUGACUGAUCUUCAAACUAUUCCAGGGCUCACUUUGGAAUCUAAUAGAGAGUCUUCCCCAUCAGGAACUCUUUCAUCCGGUUCACCAUCAUCAGCUCAUUUUCCUGAUUCAGUAAAAGAUGAUUGGGAUUCUGAAGGUUCAGAAGACGAAGAAACCAAAGAAAAGCGUCGCAAAUUUGCACAGCUUAGAGCUAAACAUUAUAAUAUGAAGGAAGCACUUAGUUUAGGUCAUAAGCUGGCUAAACUUGCAAAAAAUCAAACAGAAGAUAAUUCUAACAAUAACGAUUCGUCAUCAAAUGUUUUUAUGGAAACAUAG